UUCCGGAACGGGGGCCGGCGGAUAGUCCGGAAGUGGAUGCGCUGCUCCGGACUGCCGCCGCUACCACCAACACAGCUUAUAGGAGGAUGCACUGGCACAGCUGGGUGCAGAAUGAUAUCCCAGCGUGAUAAAGGAGAAUUUGCCCGAUUCUACACUGUGAGCGAUCCAAAGAAACACCAGAAAGGAUACACCGUGUACAAAGUAACUGGCAGGAUUAUCUCCAGAAAAAACCCUGAAGAUGUUCAAGAGGUAAUUGUCUGGAAAAGGUACAGUGACUUUAGGAAGUUGCACAAGGAGCUUUGGCAGAUCCAUAAAAAUCUCCAUAGGCAACCUGAACUGUUUCCACCAUUUGCCAAAGCAAAAGUUUUUGGUCGCUUUGAUGAAGUUGUAAUUGAAGAGCGGCGGCAGUGCUCAGAGGAUCUUCUACAGUUUUCGGCAAAUAUUCCAGCUCUCUUCAACAGCGAACAUUUUGAUGACUUUUUCAAGGGUGGAGAGGUGCAUGAUGGCUCUGAACUGAUUGGCCCAGCUGAACCUUUUUCUGACUUUCUUGCUGACAGUUUAUCAGAUUGCAGUUCUGAAGUUACGAAAGAUCUCAGCGCACUUAGUGAUGUGACAGCGACCAGUCAUUCGGAGUGUGGCGGCUUCUCAAGUGACAGUGACCUCAUAUCUUUGCUUGUGGACACUGACUCUCUUGCCGAGCUUGAUGAUGGAAUGGCAUCGGCCAGGGACUCGCCAGUCAAGCAGCUUGUGUGUCUCAGUCCAUCUUCAGAGUCCAUCAAUAAAGACCUCCUUCGCAAUGAACCAGAGAUGAGAAGAGAUGGAGCCGAGGGUGGCAGUAGGGCAUCUGUUUUCCCUGGAAUUCCCAAGCCCAAAACGCAGAAGAAAGACUACCUUGAGAAAGCUGGAGAACAGAUCAAACUAGCUCUGCAGAAAGAAGCCGAGCAGGACUUUGAGGGUGCCUUCUCUUUCUACCGGAGUGGAGUAGACCUACUUCUGCAAGGAGUUCAAGGUGAAACAAGUCCCUUGCGCCGUGAAGCUGUCAAAAGAAAAACAGCAGAAUAUUUAAUGCGUGCUGAACAAAUCUCCACUCAACACCUAAAAACCUCUUCAGAAAAUGGAUCCUACCAGGUAAAGCCUCCGGGACUGCUAAGUUCAAGGCCCACUUGGAACCUGAGGAGCCCUGCAGAGGAACUGAAGGUCUUCCGAGUCCUUGGGGUGAUUGACAAGGUGUUACUGAUCAUGGAUAAGAGGACACAAGAAACCUUUAUUCUGAAAGGUCUGAGGAAAAGUAGUGAGUGCAGCAGGAACAAAAAGACCAUCAUCCCCCACUGUGUUCCAAACAUGGUGCGUCUGCACAAGUACAUCAUCUCAGAGGAUUCCAUAUUCCUUGUGCUGCAGCAUGCAGAAGGAGGCAAAUUGUGGUCGUAUUUAAGCAAUUUUUUAAAGGGAAGCACUGAAGAAAGUUUUCCCAUGUCUAACAGUGAAAGGCCUCUUCCUGUGGUGAUUCAUGGCGUGGAUGAAUUGAUUCCUGACACCGAAGACACUGGAAGCAGCAUUGAAUCUGGAGAGCAGAACCCUGGGAAUACUUUGCAGGUAUUGCCCAUGAAGACCAGCCUCACUCCUGUCUCGCAGGAUGACAGCAGCAUUGUAGAUGACGAUGGCGGCCUGGAUAGUUCUCAUGGUUUGCUUGACUCGGAUGGGACCUCUGAAGAGGAGUGCACCAAUAGUUACUUGACUCUAUGCAAUGAGUAUGAACAGGAGAAGAUUGAACCCGACUCUCUGUCCGAGGAGCCUCUUUUAGUAGCAGAGCCUCCGGUGUCAGAAACCAAGGAAGCUGCCACAUGUUCUCGAGCACAUUCGUUUCUCAGCAAUGACAGCCUGUGCUCUCCCAUCUCUGCACAAGAGCUUCAGUUUUUUACUGAUGAUGCCAACUUUGACAUGUUCAGUCCAAGCAGAACCACAGACUCUUUGAUGCUCUCUAAAAAGAGUCCCAUGGAAUUUUUUAGGAUAGACAGCAAAGAUAGCGCCAGUGAACUUCUUGUCCCUGACUCCGCAGAAAAGGUUCCAAAUUUGAAAAUGGACCUGGCCACGGGGCCUCCUUUUCUUUCCGUAUCGCCUGGGGACACCAGUUCUGGAUCUACCGAUGCUCUUGAGACGGGUGCCUUUACAGAUUUUGACAGAGAGUCGAACGAGUCGGUUCCCGUUAUUUCCUUUAAAGAUGCAGCCUCUGAAGAUACAGGGAGUUGUGACGAAGGUCGCCCAGACCUCCUUGUAAAUUUACCGGGUGUUUCCAGUCUUUCCAACGAACAAACGUUGGCAAAAAUGAGCGCAUUGGAAGAGCUAAAAGAAACUGUGGAAUUUGGAAAGCCAGAUGUUUUACAACUGAGCUACCACUUAGGCCCGGAGAUGGCCUUAGGUGGCACCAUCAAAAGCUCCGGCGCUUGUAAUGAAAAACUUGUAUUUGACCGGUUCAAUGUCAAAAAAGCAGACUGUUUGGGUGAUCGGAGUGCUGUUACAAAUGGCAUUGUAGGAGAUCACGACACCGGACUUACCUAUUUCGCUUCUCAGGAGGGUGGCUCUGGGGCCCUGGACCUUAGCAAAUUGUCUGGUGGUCUGCCUGAUGAGUUGGAAAAGAAGAUGGCUAAGCCCACACAAUUCCAAGAAGGGGAGCAUCCUCACAUACUGCUUUUUACAGAAGAGUUCGGCAGCGAUGGCAAAGGUGAAGAGUCCGAAAGAAAACGCAGCAGUGAUGAGGGUGCAGGGCAAGACAAGGACUUGUCCCAGAUCUUCCGAGACCUUGACGAACUUUUAGUUUUAGCCUCACAAGCUCACAUUCCCGAGGUGUGGAUUCGACACUGGGCCGUCGAGCUGGUGGUUGCCCUUGAUGCGCUUCACCAAGAAGGAAUUGUGUGCCGUGAUUUGAACCCAAACAACAUCUUAUUGAAUGAUAGAGGACACAUUCAGCUAACAUAUUUCAGCAGGUGGAGUGAGGUUGAGGAUUCCUGUGACAGCAGUGCCAUAGACAGAAUGUACUGCGCCCCAGAAAUUGGGAGCAUAUCUGAGGAAACCGAAGCCUGUGAUUGGUGGAGCCUAGGAGCCAUUCUUUUUGAAUUACUAUGUGGAAAGUCACUUUAUCAGUGCCAUCCAGCAGGGAUCAAUAGGCACACCGUGCUAAUCAUGCCGGAUUACGUGUCAGACGAGGCCAAAUCCUUAGUGCAACAGCUUUUACAGUUUAAUCCCACUGAGAGACUUGGUGCUGGAGCGGCGGGUGUGGAGGACAUUAAAUCUCACCCAUUCUUUGCCCAUGUGAACUGGCCAGCCUAGCUUCAUGAAACACUAAGCCAUCUGGACUGCUGCUUCAGGAGUGGCCAACACCACAACAGAGAGCGGAGAAGACAAUGGAUAAGAACACUCCAGGCCUUCUGAAAAAUGAACUUUUUAUGUUGUUCCUUUACUAUCUUUCAUAAUUUAUUGCUGGUGGGUUAUGAUUGCUAACACACUACUUGUUUUUUUUACAUGACAAAUAGCUCUCAGUCCCUUCAUAAAAAGCAAUUUAUUUAACACCUUUAAGCAGAUCAAUAGAAACACUAUAAGAUGACUCUGUACAUGUCUGUUUAUAGGUGUUAAUUACUGAGGAAACCAAGUAAUAUAAUUUAAAAAAAAAAAAAAAACUUACAAUUGUGCUGUUUAUAUAAUGAACACUUAACAUCUGCAAACCAAAUGUUCACUUUGAAAGGCUGACAAGAUACUUAUUUACAUUGUCAACGUGUUGCUGAUUAUGUAUGCCAAGGUACUGAACCAGAAUGAGAAGGGGAUUUAACGCGUAUUUUGUGUUUCUCUUAUUUAUUAGCAGUGCAUGAUGCUGAAAAACGAGAUGGCACUGGUGUCUGCCCAGGAGCAGCCGACCCGGUUUGUUUUACUUUAUACAUAUAUCCUGUCAUUGAAUUGAAAGUGCUUGUUUAAAGUGAACACUUUGUGCAAAUAAUGAGGUUUUGGUUAAGACAAACCACGUGUUUUCUUACUAAUAUAUGUUUACAUUUUUUUUUUUUUUAAGUUCACAAAGUUCUUAUAGGAAAUGUUUUCAGCUGAAAAUGAACUGAACAGACCUUUACAAUAACAAUAUUUUUUAAAGAUGCUCUGAAAUAUGAAUACCAUUUACAGGUUUUCAAAUGUGCUGCACUCAUAUUUAACACUAGAGGACAGGAGAGGCAAACAGCGUGUGCAAUUUACAGUGCUUAUGCAGUGAAUACAUCCAAAGGGUCCGACGCACAGUAAGUGUUGACCAUUCGCUGUCGGAGACUGGUGCUUGGUGAACAGUAGGGCCCAUCGUUUGAGCUCUUCUCAAUGAGAGAACUAGUGGCCACUGGCUGGUGUCACCUGAGGAUGAGAAUUGGAACGAAUUUAUCAUAGCAGGUCCUGAUUUUGGGAGUCAGUCGUCAUUUCCAAACUGAUCGAGAGUGGCAUGAGUGUGCGUGAGUGGGCUCAUGCUGGGUUUACUUACUGCUGUGUGCCCAGCGCUGCAAAAUGGGGCUCUGAAUUGGAUUAGAGUUGGGCUUUAAGAAAGUUCUGGCUUAGAUGUUUCAAAGCCACUUCACAGCAUAAAGGAAAAUCUGCUACUGACUACAGCUGUGUUACUCCGCUAAAAGUGUGAACCUUCUAGGAAACUUGUGUGCCAUUUAUUUUAUAAAUACAGACAGCUUUCAUGAAUUCUAAAAGCAGACUGAUGAAUAGCCCUCAAAUAGCAGGCACUGUUUUUGAGCUUUGGCAGAGAGCUCUCAAAGCUCAAUGUGGGUUCUUUUAUUGAAAACUCCAUUAAAACAUCCAUGUGGGUUCUAACUUCAGGAAAAUUGUGUAGGUAAAGCUGGUCUGAAUGUGUUCCUGGAUCAUUAUUGUGCUGUAUAUGGAGCUGGUGUCGAUCCGCAAGGGACAAACCUGGCAUGGCACGGCACGGCACAUGAGUUCAUCGCUUGGCAGACCACCCCACAAUUACGCACUCAGAUAAUUUAGAUUUGUCAUUCAGAAAGAUGGCAUGUCUUUAGAUUGUAAAAGAAAAGCAGCAUAACCCUGUGAAGAUGUGCAGGAACUCAAGUAGUACGUGCCAACUCCAUGAAGCUGGCAAUGGAAUCUAGGUCUCCUGUUUUGAGGUGGCACUUCUACCAGCAUUGCAACCUCAUAAAUUCGUGGGUGACAAUGAAAAACCUCAUUGGCCUUUUUGGGGCUUUUGUCCGUACCCCAUUUUAUAAACAAUAAAAACUGACCCAACACUGGCACUUAAAUAACAGAUGGAUAAGAGCAACAGUCCAUUUAUGUGCUCUUCAGUGUUCUGCUUGUCUAACAACUGUAUUGUCCUCACGAGCAGCAGGGUUCACAGUGUUAGCUGACUUCCAGUCACGUCUCUUCCUGGGGUGGAAGGAUUGGGGUCAGAAGUUGUGUCACUGUUUGUCCCAAAAGUUGUUCUCUGCUCCGAGGGAAACAAAAGUGGGUUAGUUAACGAUGGUGCAACUCUUCUCCUUUCCCUGUACAUUUCAUUAUUGAGUCAGGCAGCCGCUCCUUCAGCUUGCGUGUGUGACAAUACAUAAAUAAAUAUGUAUGAGUGUGUGUCUGUAUAAAUAUAUAUACAGUAAAAACAUAAAGAUAUAAAGAGUUGAGGUCUAAAGUUCCAGUUUAUUCAGGGUUGGGAGGCUAUUGCAGAAAUGACCAGAACCAUCAUGAUUGACUUCUUCAUUCACAGGUUCGUCAAUGAAUGCCAACUUCUAUCUUUUUCUGAAUGCAGAAGUUUCCAGGAAUAAGUGAGUUCAGAGACGUUUUUAACACUGUCUCUGUUUCUUUUUACAGUAGCCCUGUAAAUUUACAUUAUCUACACAAAUUUAUUGCCUACCUAAACCCAUCGUGGGGAGCAAUUUUGUAUACUUGUGCAAAGUCUCUCCUAGGGGACAACCCUAAUAAAGUACAAAUAU
Messenger RNA from Polypterus senegalus (gray bichir), 5957 nucleotides. It is a transcript of the gene rps6kc1, whose product is annotated as ribosomal protein S6 kinase polypeptide 1. NCBI's taxonomy places the organism in Eukaryota, Metazoa, Chordata, Cladistia, Polypteriformes, Polypteridae. Gene Ontology annotation, biological process: protein phosphorylation. Gene Ontology annotation, cellular component: early endosome. The record is from RefSeq and is a predicted model, not a curated record. Gene Ontology annotation, molecular function: ATP binding; phosphatidylinositol binding; protein kinase activity. The coding region runs from base 37 to 3324 and encodes 1095 amino acids. The transcript has 16 exons.